Molecule: messenger RNA, 1821 nt
Organism: Linum tenue
Lineage: Eukaryota; Viridiplantae; Streptophyta; Magnoliopsida; Malpighiales; Linaceae
Source: the annotation of a GenBank genome assembly
GAGGACGCCAUUGUUGAGAGCAGAGAAGCUGUAAUGGUGUCGCCUGUUGGCAACUCCAUUCCAACUUCAAGAUUGAGCCAUUUCCUCAAACCCAGAAAUCUCUCCACCUCUUCCAUUGAAGGGCAGGUUCAUCUCAAGCACCCAUUACUGUUCCCUUCCUCUGCACCACUGUUCUGCCACGGUAAGAAGUGGCCGCUGCAAGUGAGCUUCAUGGGCUGGCAGAAUCCGAACCCUAAGUGGAAAUCAUGGGUCGACCACUUGUCCCCGUCUUACCAAUCCGUGUGGAGGGAAGCUGGCAUCUACGAAGCAAUCUUGGGUUCCACUUGCAGCUUCCGUAAGGACGACGGCUUGAUCAUGGCAAUGGCGGAGAAAUGGUGUCCGGAGACUAACACGUUGUUUUCCCCUGGGGCGAGGCCACGCGGGAUCGAAAUCGAGCACGAAGCUUUUCUCUCGCUGUGGCUGGAGAGGUUCGUUCUCAAUGAUUCCGAGGGUUCUCCCAAAGCUUCAGUUUUCCCUAUUGCUUUACAUUUAGCCAGGGCGAAACCUGUGGGGCUUGCUUCAGCAGUUCUGGCAAACAUUUAUAGGGAUAUGAGCCUGUUGAAAGCAACGAUAGUGUCUGCUUCACAGAUGGAGACAUCUGAACCUGAUGCCGAGGUAAUGGCGGUCAACCUUUGGUCUUCACUUCAUUUGGUCCAGCUGUGGGCUUGGGAGAGAUUUCCUAAGCUCCGCCCAACACCCAAUCCCAUCCAAAAAGAUGAACCCAGGUCAUUUAUGUGGGACAAUUUGAGAAGCAGGAGAGUUAGGGAUUUGAGGUUGGCUUUGGACUCAGCAGGGGAUACUUUCAGCUGGAGGCCUUAUGCUGUUUCACUCAAUGGUUGGCAGUUUCCAGAUUUCUACAGGGGAAAUGGAGAAUGGUUGGACAUGGAGUCUAAUGAGAGCUUGCUGCCCUACUCUUUAUGUCUGAGGGUAUCUGAGCUGGUGGGUCAAGGUUGUGUGGAGCAGUAUUUGCCACAUCGUGUUGCCAUGCAGUUUGGGAUGGAUCAAGACCUUCCUCACAAUGUUGAUCCAUCAAAUGAGUGCCCUGAAAUGGUUUGGCUAAAUUAUAUUAUGUCGUUUGGUAAUGCUAAAGUUUACGUUCCACCUAGGUUAUUUGAGCCUGAUGUUACUGUUGGGUACUUGAACUGGUGGAGAGAGCCGAUGUUGUCAUCAGAAGGCUUGCUUAAGGAUGCGCCAAUUGCAAAUGGUCUUGCACGACGAAGAAGAACUCCAAGUAAGAGAAGAAAGCUUGCUCAUUUAUAUUCAUCAGGUGAUCUGGAAGCUAAUAUUACUCCACAGGUAGCACAAGGUGUACUUUUUCCUUCUGGUCUUCUUACCAUGUCACGAGAAGUAAAAGUUGAAAAAGUUGAUGAUGAUAAUCUUUUAUCAUCUGCUAAAGAAAGCCAGAUAGUCCUACGUAAACUUGUGGAAGUGAAAGCAGAAACUAACUAUGAUGACUUCGAUUAUCAUUCACUUGGUGUUUCACGUGCAAAAGAAAGCCUUACUUCACAUAGAGAGGAGUUGUUGCUGGCUACACCAGUAAAACAUGCUUCUGCCAUGGUGUCUUCUGCAGAAAGAGCAAGUUCUUCCGAAGAUUCAAUGGAGACCAAGCCUGUGAUUCCAGCUGAUCAUUUGAGGCACCUAGAGAAGAUUGGAGGAGAUAUAUGUGGGGAUAAAUCAAGGAGCAUAACAGAACUAGCAGUACUUGACCGGCUUGCAGAACUUGAGAGAGCUCUUGCUGAGUUGAAGGCAACACAAUGCAUCGUCAAGGUUGAAAGAGACUAG